This is a messenger RNA of Lottia gigantea (owl limpet), 996 nucleotides long. RefSeq lists its product as hypothetical. Bases 1 to 996 code for a protein of 331 amino acids. NCBI's taxonomy places the organism in Eukaryota, Metazoa, Mollusca, Gastropoda, Lottiidae. The record is from RefSeq and is a predicted model, not a curated record. The transcript is spliced from 3 exons.
AUGUCUCGUGAUGCUAUGAAGAAGGUUAGAGUAAAAUUGAAUACUGUGGAUGAUACAGCCGAGAUUUUUGACAAAAUCGUUUCAUUAAACAUAACCACUUCUGGUCACUACUGUAUACCAAUUUGUCCUGUUGCAGAUGAAAUUCCAGUAGAAAAUGUAUGUGUAACACGUCUAAGCUUCGAAAACCCAGAAGAUCAACAUAAAAUCCUGCUUAGGUUACAUCGUCAGUUUGCUCAUCCUCUCGAAAAGAAAUUUAUUGACCUAUUAAAAGACGCGGGAUCAUGGCAUGAGGAGUACAAAGAAAGUGUGAUGCAAAUUUAUGAGAGGUGUGAUAUCUGCAAACAAUUUGCUACUACCCCUGCCCGACCUGUAGUAGCACUCCCUAUGGACAAGGAAUUUAAUGAGAUGGUAGCUAUUGACUUGAAGAGUUGGAGGGAUGAAGUUUUAAUUAAACCUAAUGAAGUAUCAACUGAACCAGUAAUUAAAAAUCAAAAACUAAAAGCAGGUAACAGAAUUAGAUAUGGAAUAGGAGAAAGUGACACAUGGAAAGAUGCUGAAGUAUUGGUAAAGCUACUGGAAGUCAUAAAUAUUGGUACAAUGUUAAAGAUAAAGAAAGAUGGAGACGGUGGAGUAAUGAGUAUUGAUUUAGAACAAACUGAAAGGCAACAUGAUGAAGAAGAGAACGAGGAAGAUAAAACUACUACUGGCGCAACACAGGAUAGAACUACUGGUACAACACAGGAUGAAACUGAUACACCAAAUCAUGCUGUUCAAGAAACUAUGAAGAAUCUUUUAUGUGCAGUGACUCAAACUAAAAUUAUUCUUAAUGACUUUAGUUCUAAUAUAAGAAGAGAUAUCGAAAUUCCAACUUUAUUUUCAAGUUCUAGCAGGAAAACCUAUCGGCCCACAAAUAAUGAAAUAAAUGAUGAAUUUGCCCGGGAAUGUUUUGAACACAUUAAUGAUGUCCUUGAAUGUUCUGAAGAAUUUGAUGAUUAA